Stomoxys calcitrans (stable fly) is the source of this 7735-nucleotide messenger RNA. RefSeq names its product toll-like receptor Tollo (gene Tollo). The transcript has a single exon. Gene Ontology annotation, molecular function: protein binding. NCBI's taxonomy places the organism in Eukaryota, Metazoa, Arthropoda, Insecta, Diptera, Muscidae. Gene Ontology annotation, biological process: signal transduction. The record is from RefSeq and is a predicted model, not a curated record. Bases 602 to 4756 code for a protein of 1384 amino acids.
GAUCGCACGUACGAAUUUAGUGAACGGAAAAAAGGUUUAAAGUUUUGUUGCCACACUAAAGAAAAAAGAUUUUUUGUUUACUCACAAGAAAGAAAACAAAAACAAACAAGAUCUACUCUAGUUACAAAAAAUAGUGUAUUAAGCAAAUAUUUACAUAAAAAAAACAAAUUAAAAAAACGACAAAUUUAAUUAAAAACCAAGAAACACACACAAACAUAUCGCUACGUUCGUUGCCUCACACAUUUUGGAUUACGGUUACGGGCCUCGUUCGUUCAGCCACCAUCACAAUCAUUAUCGUCGUCUCAAAAACAAACAAAAAAGAAACAACAACAACAAGAAGAAGAAGAAAAAAGUUCAAGAAACGUGCACUAUGGACGUUCCCAAUUAAAUGAAGUGAAGUGGAAGAAGUAUCCGAAUCAGUGUAAUUUGAUAAGAAAUUUUUGGAAAGCCAAAAAUGAAGCAUUCAAAAGAACAACAAAAUUCAUAAUCAGAGUAGUUAACGAAAAAAAGAAGAAAAAAAAUCACCACCAUCAUCAACUCAAUUGAAGAGGAAGGAGGUCAACGUUCUCAUCAGCAACACGAACAACACGACUAGCUGGAGAUGGCUUUAAUAUCGAAAACCAUCCUAUCGGUGCUCAUCUCAUUCAUUAUUCCGGUACUCGGUGCGGCCCUUAGCAAAACGGUUUUGUAUCAGGCGCCCGACGAGUGUCGUUGGUCCGGUGCGAAUGAAGUUGACAUCACCUUGGUGUGCCAUUUGCGUACCAUCAACUCGGAACUCGAAAACACAAACUUUAGCGUCAUAAAACCGCAAAAUACCAUACGGUUGAGACUGGAGUGCAAUGAUGCGUUGUUCUUUCAGAGCACUCUCAGUCCGGACAGCUUCCGUUCGCUCGUCGAGUUGCGUGCCCUUUCUAUCGAAUACUGCAAAUUGGGCAAUUUGACCGACGGUUCGUUCCGCGGCCUGCAGGACUUGCGCAAUCUGACCAUACGCACUCACAACGGCGACUGGUCCACCAUGUCGCUGGACAUCUCGCCCACCAGCUUCAGCGAGUUUCGCCAAUUGGAUCGUCUCGACCUGAGUCUCAACAAUAUUUGGCUUAUACCGGAUGGCAUGAUCUGCCCUCUGAAGGUGUUGAAACACCUCAACAUCUCGCACAACGAAAUCCAAGACAUUGGCAAUUUCCACUUCAGCGCCUCGCUCAGCACCCGCAAAUCACGCAUUUGUGGUUCCUCGCUGAACAGCAUCGAUUUGAGCCACAACAAGAUAGCCAAUUUACCAUCGGCCAUAUUCUCGGGGUUGGGUCGUCUAGUCAACCUGAAUUUGGCUCGCAAUGGUAUGAAUUUCAUCGCUGACCGCGCCUUUGAGGGUCUGGUUUCAUUGCAGGUCAUCGAUUUGUCGGAAAAUCGUCUAACCUCUCUGCCGCCAGAGCUCUUCUCGGAGGCCAAGUUCGUCAAGGAGAUCUAUUUGAAGAACAACAGCAUUAAUGUCCUUGCCCCCGGCCUAUUCAGCGAGCUCUCUGACCUGCUUGUCUUGGACAUGUCGGCCAACGAACUCAAUUCGCAGUGGGUUAACUCGGCGACAUUUAUUGGCCUUAAACGUCUGGUGUUGCUCGAUCUGUCAGCCAAUAAGAUCAGCAAAUUGGAGGCCAAUCUCUUCCGCUCGUUGACAAGCCUACAGGUACUUAAACUGGAGGAGAACUACAUCGAUCACAUCCCCGAUGGGGCUUUCACUGAUCUGACCAACUUGCACACGUUGAUACUGUCGAACAAUCGCAUCUCCACCAUUGGGCCAAACACCUUUCGUGGCUUGUAUGGCAUUUUGGUGCUCAGCUUGGAUUACAAUCGCAUUUCGAAAAUCGACACGCAAGCCUUGAAGAACUGCUCCAGCAUACAGGACCUACAUUUGAAUGGCAACAAACUGCAAAUCAUUCCCGAUGCUCUCUCCUAUGUGCCAUUGUUGAAGACUCUCGACCUGGGCGAAAACCUGAUCACGAGCAUUGAAAACACGUCCAUUACCGCCAUGGAGAACCUGUACGGCCUGCGCCUCACCGAAAACGCCAUCGACCACAUCAGACGUGGUGUAUUCGAUCGCAUGACUUCGUUGCAAAUACUGAAUUUGUCUGGCAACAAAAUCAAAGGCAUCGAGGCCGGUGCCUUGCAUCGCAACAUUCAGCUGCAGGCCAUUCGCUUGGAUAGCAAUCAUUUGAAAAACAUUGCGGGACUUUUCACCGACUUGCCGAAUUUGGUGUGGCUCAACAUCUCGGACAAUCGCCUGGAGAAGUUUGACUAUUCGCACAUACCCACCGGCCUGCAGUGGCUGGAUGUGCGCGCCAAUCGCAUUGCCCAGCUGGGCAACUACUUUGAAAUUGAGAACGAACUCAGUCUUACCACUUUCGAUGCCAGCUCCAAUCUGCUGAGCGAAAUCACGGCCGGCUCCAUACCAAACAGCAUUGAGGUGUUGUAUUUGAACGACAACCUCAUUGGCAAAAUUCAGCCAUACACAUUUUUCAAGAAGCCCAACCUCACACGUGUGGAUCUCAUACGCAACAAGCUGACAACCCUUGAGCCGAACGCUCUGCGUCUCUCGCCCAUUCCCGAUGACCGCGACAUCCCCGAGUUCUUCAUUGGCCACAAUCCCUUCCAGUGUGAUUGCAAUCUCGAUUGGCUGCAAAAGGUGAACAUUGAGACGCGCACGCAGCCCAAGCUCAUGGACUUGGAUCAGAUCUACUGCAAAUUGUCGUACGCACGCGGCAAGACCCAUGUGCCCCUUAUCGAGGCCAAAUCCAGCGACUUUUUGUGCAAAUAUGAGACUCAUUGCUUUGCCCUAUGCCACUGCUGUGACUUCUAUGCAUGCGACUGCAAAAUGGAAUGCCCCGACCGCUGCUCCUGCUACCACGACCAGUCAUGGACUUCAAACGUGGUCGACUGUUCGCGUUCGGGCUACGAUCGUGAGCUGCCUUCUCACAUACCCAUGGACUCGACACAGCUGUAUUUGGAUGGCAACAAUUUCAAAGAAUUGUCAAGUCAUGCCUUCAUCGGUCGCAAGCGCUUGAAGGUCUUGCAUCUGAAUCACUCGCGCAUUGAGUUUGUCCACAAUCGCACCUUCUAUGGCCUGCUGGAGUUGGAAGUGUUGCAGCUGAAUCACAACAGCCUGCGCCAACUGAAUGGCAACGAAUUCCAAGGGCUCGACAACUUGCAAGAACUCUAUUUGCAGCACAACUCAAUAGCCAGCAUCGACUCGCUGACAUUCACGCAUCUGUACCAUUUGAAGAUACUGCGCCUCGAUCACAAUCUCAUCACCGAGUUUGCCGUGUGGAACUUUUUGCCUCCCUAUCUCAAUGAGUUGCGUCUCACCGGCAAUCCUUGGUCAUGCAAUUGUGGCUUUGUGGACAAGUUCCGCGAAUACAUCAAUCGCCACGAGGCUGUGCAAGAGAAGCCCAAGUUGCGUUGCUCCGCCUUGGCAGGCACCAAUGGCACCGUGGCCAUCAAUGCCACCGCCGCUCUCACGCAACAGCCCAUCGAACAGUUCGCCCUCUAUCUGAGCCCCGAAGUCCUCAAGGAUACCACCAUACGCUACCUGGUCUGCGGUGGAGUGCAACAGCAACAGCUGCUGGGAUCCAGUGGCGCUGCCGACAUCAGCGAUAAUGUCAUCAUCAACGGCAACAUGACCUCCACCAAAAUGAUACUGUCGCAGCCACCCAUGCACGACUAUGUGCCCAUCUUGGUGGCCAUUCUAACCGGCUUUGUGUUUGUGAUCAUUUGCACCAUGCUGGUGUUCAUCUUCAGACAGGAAAUGCGCGUUUGGUGUCACUCACGCUUCGGCGUUCGUCUCUUCUACAACGGCAACAAAGACAUGGAUAAGAACGAAAGGGAAAAGCUCUUCGAUGCCUUCAUCUCCUACAGUUCAAAGGAUGAGGCAUUCGUCACAGAGGAAUUGGCGCCAUUGCUGGAGCAAGGCGAUACACGCUACAAACUCUGCCUGCAAAGUCGUGACUUCCCUGUGGGUGGCUACAUGUCAGAUGCCAUCGUGCAGGCCAUCGAUACAUCGCGGAGGACCAUUAUGAUAUUGUCAGAGAACUUCAUCAAAUCCGAGUGGUGUCGUUUCGAGUUCAAAUCAGCCCACCAGUCGGUGUUGCGCGACCGCAGACGACGCCUCAUUGUCAUAGUGCUGGGCGAAGUGCCCCAGAAAGAUUUGGAUCCAGAUCUCCGCUUGUAUUUGAAGACCAAUACCUAUUUGCAAUGGGGCGACAAGCUGUUUUGGGAAAAGCUACGUUUUGCCCUGCCCGAUGUGCCCAACAAUCAGCGCAGGCCACAUGGGGUGGGUGGUCACUGCACAGGUGUCGGUGUGCAUAUGCCCAUGGCACCCCAUCACCAUCACAUGCAAACCCACCACCUGCAUCACAUGCACCCUCAAGCCCAACUGCAACAACAUCACCUGCAACAUGCGAGUUUCCGCUCGCAGAUGCAUCACAACAUCAAUGGCAGUAGGCAGAACCACAACCGAAACACCGCCGUAGCCGCACCACAACCCCAGCAACAACAGUCAACAGUAUUGAUGGGCCCACCACCCUCCUGCCAGAACAUAGCGCCGCAGCAACAACAGCCGCUGCCGCUACCUCCAACUGGAGGCCAAAGCAGCAUACAACACCAGAGUCUGCCACUGCCGCCCUGCCCCAGUCCACGCAGUGCCACAACUCACUCCUCCAUUGGGGGAGCCUCCACCAAUUCCGGAAGGUCGGUGGCCGUCCACAUUUAAUUUAAGCAGGUAUCAACCAUCAGUGUGUGAUAGGCCCAAAUGUGAAGGGGUGGGUGGGGUCGCGCUCAUUUUGCCAGCGAAACCAUUUUUCCAAGUUAGGCAGACUGCUGGUCAGGUCGUACUACCACCAUGGCCAUUGAUCUUUUCCAGUCUCUUUGUUAUGUUCCAGUGCCAGUCAAUCAUUUUAAAUGAUUUGUGUCUGUGUGUGUGUGUGUGUAUCUCUCUUUCACCAGAGAUUCGUUGCAUCUAUGUUGCCGCCAAUUCACGUUUUUAUGAUCUUUCCUUUGGUCUGUUUUUGGCCGAAGAGAAGGCGAAAGACACCAAACGAACGAACGAACGUACGAACGUUAAUGGGGAACGGAAAACCUAUUACAACAGCAGGCCGAUAAACAUGAGACGAACGAUGAAGGCAACAGUCAAACUGUCAGAGUGGCACACAUUCGACGGAAAGACUGGCCGUGAGUGAGUGAGCUACAAACAAGGUAGAAAAAUUAUGGAGGUAGUAAUGACGGAAGGAGAUGGCCAAAAUAAUGUGCAAAAGGAGCUCAACCUCAGAGCCACAGACGUUUGCACCGUGCUUGGCCAGCCAUACAGAACCUUUUGGCACAAUGUUAAGGCCAAAUAGCCAAAGAAGCAACACAAGCACCAACAGGCGUAGCAAACGAGCCAAGAUGCAAAUGAGCUGCCGUUGUCCGUGGCCACAAUUGAGCUGCAUUUUGGUGUGCUUGUUGCGCUUUGCGGUGAAAUCAUUGAAACGCGUUUGUCUCGGUCCGUCCGUCUGUCUGUCCGCUUGUUGUUGUUUUGUGUGCUGUUUCCUUUUCCACCUUGUAAUGAUUCUGAAAAUUGAUGUUGCAUGCUUCGAAGGCAGACAAAAACAAUUCAUACCAAAAAUUUGCAACUAAGUGCCCAACAUAGGCAUACAUAGAGUGGCAGGAUGCAAGAAGCAGGCAAGCAAAACAAAACCAACCGGCAAACAUUUCACACAGCCAUGUUAGCCAUAAGACAUCAACUUGCUUGCAGCUCGCUGGCAAAAUGCAAACUUCCAGCCACAAGCAUGCACUUACACCAGACAGACGAAGGCACACAGCCAAAAACGAAUGUCUUGCAAUUUGGCGGUCACUAAAUGUUAACGGACACUUUUCCUGCAGGGUGCAGGGUGCAGGGUGUUGGAAAUGAAAGAGAAAUAAAAUGGGGACAGCUAAGUAGGUUCUUUUUUUGGGGGUUUUUACGACAUUCAGCCAAAACGUGGUGGCAUUAGCCAGCCACCCAAAAUAGAUUUACUUGCAAAAUUAUCUUCAAUUCUAGAAGUCGACCACUGGCAUAGGCCGCAAAAACAAAUUGCUACAUUUGUAGCACAGCCCAGCAGCGGUUGGUGCCGAGGUUGGCGAAAGGCCACAAAUAUUCAAAAUUUUCAAAGAAAUCCGAAAAACGAAAUGCUUUCCAAAUGGCUGCUUGACUACCUGCCUGCUGGAUAUCCUCCCAAAUGGAAAAUGGGUGAUUUUUUGGCAAAAUGGUUCGAUCGCAUUGCCUCUGACCCAAAACACAAGAAAAUUCAAAACGAAUUGUAAACAUUCCAAUAAACUUGAAAGGGGCCAUUGUAAAUAGUUGGUAAGAGCAGCAGCCCAGGCCACACCAAGGCGAGGAAACGAAGCACACAAGUUUCUACUAUUGAGCAAAAAAACAAAAAUGUUGAACAAAUAAUUGUUGUUUUUCAAAAUCAAUGAAUAAAUGUGAUAUAAAUGUUAUAUGUAAGCCUAUUAUAAAACAAAAAACAAAAAAAAAAACAAAAAAUUUUAAAUGUAAAAUACAAACAUUGCCCAAAAGUAAUUGCGGAUUUUUCAUAUAGUCGGCGUUGACAAAUUUUUUCAACGGCUUGUGACUCUGUAAUUGCAUUCUUUCUUCCGUCAGUUAUCAGCUGUUACUUUUAGCUUGCUCUAAAAAAAAAAUGUCUAAAAAAAGUAUAUUUGAUUAAAGUUCAUUCUAAGUUUUUUAAAAAAUCCGCAAUUUCUUUUUGGGCAACCCAAUAUAUGGCCUUCUUGUCCUACUAAUAUAACCUGUGAACGAGAAAAAUGUAAAAUUGUAAAUUUCUCCACCACACUACUCCACUCUGAUAACUAUUUAGGAUUCUAAGACUUGAUUUGGGUAUACCUCCCAGAGGUUUAAAACCCCAGCCCUCAGUCAGUAGGGUGUUGAGCCUCCAGGGGGAUAAUACAAUAUAUGUAAAUAUAUAUAUAGUUUUUUUUUUAAGGAAAACAAAGAAGGUACUUAAGAGAGCAGAGUUACCUACUCCACCGCCUCCCAACAACACCACCUCCAAUUGAAACUGAUACAACAAACAGCCAUAUUUUGUAAAUUUAGUGAAACUCUCGCAACCAACGAAUGAGAUUUUUUGCAUCCCAUUCUUCUCUGAUGAACCUCUGAGUAUUUGUUUGUAAGAAUUGCUCGAAAUGUAUUGUGUACUUGUGUUAAAUAGUGACUGAUUAUGUUUAUAAGCUAGUUGUGUAAAUACGAAAGCAAAAGCAAUCUUUUCCAAUCUCCUCCUCUUUUCCUACCAUUAUCAUGCCACCCUCGAACUUAGCUCUUAAACCGCGUAUGGUAUUAAUUUAUUUCCCGCAUUAUUUGUUUGAUUUGUGCUAGUUUUACACAUUUUGUUAGCCAGUAAGUAGCAUUAAUUUAACAAUUUUCUAAAUUUUAGUCUAAACACAAAACAAAAAAUUCGAAUCGAGUCUGAGAAGGAGAGACGAACGAGAAAAUACCCUACUAAGAAAACCAACAAAAGACAAUAAAAAAGAAAAAAACAGAAAACAAAUAUUGAAAAUAUUAAAACAAAAAAAAAAAAAACGCAAGUGUUUUUCUUUUCCAACUGGGAGGGUUAAGGGAAUUUUCUCAUUUUCUUAUUUUUUUAAGGGAGGAUGCUGUCAUUUCCAAGGAGGCCAAAUGAUUAAUGCCCGUUACGAAUUGCUGGUUGUUUGCAGGGCG